Messenger RNA from Heterostelium album PN500, 1500 nucleotides. RefSeq lists its product as uncharacterized. Bases 1 to 1500 code for a protein of 499 amino acids. Gene Ontology annotation, molecular function: protein binding. NCBI's taxonomy places the organism in Eukaryota, Evosea, Eumycetozoa, Acytosteliales, Acytosteliaceae. The transcript has a single exon. The record is from RefSeq and is a predicted model, not a curated record.
AUGGAUAAAUCAUUAUUUUUAUCAUUAUUCAAUAAUAUUGUAUUAAAUAAAUUAAUAUUUAGUUUAUUAAGAUGUCAGUGUAAAUCAUCUAGUUGUAAAGUUUAUAGUUGGAGUGUUAUGAUUAAAAAACCACAUGUUUUGGCAGGAAAUGGUUAUCUUGAUCUGUUGAAACAGUGUAGACAUAGAUAUCAUAGUAGUAUCAGAGGUUUAAUUUUUAACUUUUUUAAAAAGGAUCCAAUGUAUCGAACUCUAGUCAAUACCACCAAAUCAUCACAUCCAAACUCCUUACCAAUUCUAAAGUAUCUAAUCGAAGAAAUCGGUAUCGAUUUGGAGAUACUUUUGGGUGAAAACACCAGAGCAAAAUAUACACCCAAAGAUCUUUUAUACUAUGCAUCGAGAUAUGAUAGAUUAGAGAUUUUAAAAUAUUUCGACAGUGUACUCCAAAAAAAUCGAAUUGACCUCAAUCGAAAGGGAUAUUUAGUUACUUACGAAGAUGCAUUCAUAGUAUCGCCAUUCUCACAUAAUAUCGAUAUAAUGGCAUUUCUGUUGGAUAAAAUCAGUAAUCAUCCUCUUGUGACAAAGGCAUUCGACUCUGCUGCAAGAGUUGGGAGAAUAGAUAUGAUUGAAUGGUUGGCUAAACAUAGACCACAAGAUAGAGUUGGCAAUUUUAUGUUUGAUCAAGCGGUUCGUGGAAAUCACAUCGAUUUGGUAAAAUACCUCAGAAAAGAGAAUAAAGAUAGAGAUGAAUAUCCAGAAGACAACAUUUUCUUAAUAGACACAGCUGCUGAAUGUGGUCAUUUCGAUCUUUUGAAACAAUUACAUCAAAUGAAUUAUAAUGGAACAACAAAGGCAAUGGAUUUAGCUGCAUCAAACGGACACCUCGAAAUUAUUGAAUGGCUUCACCACUUUCGAGAUGAAGGAGCUACAGUAUUAGCAAUGAAUGGUGCUGCUAAGAAUGGACACAAGGAUCUGGUUGAAUGGCUCCACUAUAAUAGAACAGAAGGCUGUUUGAGCUAUGCAAUGGAUGAUGCCGCAACUAAUGGACACCUUGGUAUAGUCCAGUUUCUUCAUAUUAAUCGUACAGAAGGUUGUUCACAUGAAGCAUUUGAUGGUGCUGCCAAAGGACAUCUUAAUCUAGUCGAGUUUCAUCAUCACAACAGAACUGAAGGAUUUACAACGACAGCACUUGAUCUAUCUUCAAAUAACGGACAUUUGCACGUGGUGGAAUGGAUUCUUGAAAACCGAACCGAAGGCUGCACUAUUAGAGCAUUGGUGUUUAGCAAAGAUAAAAAGAUUAAAGCAUCAUUGACCAAGAAAAAACCAAUAAUUAUUAUUAUCGAUUUUUUGUACAUUUUUUUACUUCAAAUGUUCGUUAUUCUUUUAGCAUGGACCAUCUACCAAUUUUAUUCUAAAGGUAAAAUCUUUAAUUUUUUAUUCAUUCCAGUAGCUCUCUAUAUUUUAUAUAAAUGUGAAUGUUGGCUAAUGCAUUUGAAACUUUGA